UUUGCCUCACUUGUUUCUUUUUCUGAUUAAACGGCUGGGCUUUGACCACAAGGGCUUAUAAAACUCUCAGCGGUAGAGUCUCCCCACACAGAUAACAGAAGAUAAACAUAAAACAGGGUUGACAGAGGAUGUCCAGAGCUGACUGGGGUUUUCUGGAGCACCUGCUAGAGGAAGGUCAGGAGUACUCGACUGGCGUGGGGCGCGUGUGGCUAACCGUGCUCUUCCUCUUCCGCAUGCUUGUGCUUGGCACGGCGGUCGAAUCUGCAUGGGACGACGAGCAGUCCGACUUCGUCUGCAACACCAAACAGCCUGGCUGUGAGUCCGUCUGCUAUGACAAGGCCUUUCCCAUCUCCCACUUCCGUUUCUUUGUUCUGCAGGUCAUCUUUGUCUCAACACCAACCAUUUUCUACUUUGGCUAUGUGGCCCUGAGGGCUAGAAAUGAAAAGAGGCUGGAGGAGAAGGAGGAGGAGGAGGAGGGCAGAAGAGAGAGACGGAGAAAAACCAACGAGUUUAAGUUGGAGGUAAUAAAGGAGGAAGACGAAGAGAGCGAGAAGAAGGAAAAAGAGAAGAACCACAAAGCUCCAGGACCUCCAAAGCUCAAAGGGAAACUGCUGUGUGCUUAUGCGACUAGCAUUGUAUUAAAGGUUCUCAUUGAGAUAGGCUUCAUUGUGGGUCUGUGGAUCCUUUAUGGGUUUGUAAUCGAGGCAAAGUAUGAGUGCCAGCGGUUUCCCUGUCCUCACACGGUGGACUGUUUUGUCUCACGACCCACAGAAAAAACGAUCUUCACCAUAUACACGCAGGUCAUUGCCGCAGUCUCUGUUCUUCUCAACGUUGUGGAGCUUCUCCAUCUGCUUCAGCUAGCAGUAACACAUCGACUAGAGAAGAGAUUUCAAAGCGAGGAGGACGUUAAUAAACUUACUAGGGUGACUUCUUCAAGAAAAGAACCAGCUAAAGCUCAAAUGCCAUCAUUUGAGGAAAGAAACCAUCUCUUUCUUCCUGUAGCACAUGAUGGCUACCCUGCAUCAGGGUUGAACUGGGAAAAAAGAGACCCUGCUAUAGCAGAGGACAUGCUUCCUAGCUACUCAAAGUGCAUGAGCAAUGUAAAACCUGCCUUAACCAAAAACAAUCUUCAUAAAAAACACCACAAGACUGAAGAUGAACCGAAACAUUAUGUGUGAGGACCACUAAAUGAGAACCAAGGACUCCAUUUUGGGGAACUACAUGUGUAAAAGACUGUUAGUGGUUUACUGUACAUUCGAGAGCCAUUUCCUUUGCUUAGAUAGGCAGGGCUGUGCCUUGGGAUGAACUGUCUUUUGUGAUCGGUGGCCAGAUACAGGAGCCUCUCAAGUAGUGAUUCGUUUUGAGAAGCGGUCAGGAAGGUCAAGAAAUAGGCUGGUAAACCAUGAGCCUAAGAGAAACAAGCACAAAGUCUAAAAACAUAAUGACUACAGAUGGUACAGAUAAGGUAAUGUACAUCAUGUACAGGAUUUGAGACCAAAAUCAAAAUUAAACCAUACCAACCAACUGUAUAAACAAUAUUUAAAAUGUAUUUAUGAAUGAUUUUAUACUUGAUUGAAUAUUUAUUUUCAUUAAAAGAUUUCUGGUAUUUCUUCCAUUUUUGGACUUCUUACAUGAUUAGGUCUUUGUUCGAUAUAUACAGUAUUCUGCAUUUAUGCCACGUCGCAAUGCAUGUAAUUAAUUGUUUUUUUGUUUAUUUUCAUAUCAUCCUUAAUUAUUAAGAUUGUCACCCAAUUAUAGUAAUUAUUAAACAGAAGUAUACUGCAUUUAUUGUGCAUUGGCACAAGUCAGCACUCUUUUUUUACAAGUUGUAAUUUACAAGAACUACAAGAACAAAUCAAAGAUGGCAUGAAUGAACCUACACAGCCAACCUGUCACGUUUAUUGUAAAAACCUGCAUCUACAUUUUCGCAAAACUUCAGAUAUGUAGCUAUCUGUGUACGUACAAGAACCAACUUAACCUAAAAAUAAAAUGUUGCCAGAUUCAUGUUCAUCUGUUUUGGAUAAAGCUAAACGUGGUUUUAGCAACACUCACAGGACAUAUCACAUUCAAAAUAUUAUUUCACAGAACUUUUGACACAGGCAUGUUUAUGUUUUCCCAG
Messenger RNA from Carassius auratus (goldfish), 2119 nucleotides. It is a transcript of the gene gja4, whose product is annotated as gap junction protein alpha 4. The record is from RefSeq and is a predicted model, not a curated record. The coding region runs from base 129 to 1178 and encodes 349 amino acids. The transcript has 2 exons. Gene Ontology annotation, biological process: cell-cell signaling. Gene Ontology annotation, molecular function: gap junction channel activity. Lineage: Eukaryota; Metazoa; Chordata; Actinopteri; Cypriniformes; Cyprinidae. Gene Ontology annotation, cellular component: connexin complex.